AUGAUCAUAAGCGAUCAACGGAGAGCAUGCGGCUUUUUAACCACCUCAGCUACUUUUAGUUACGGUUCUGUAAGUCGUUCUCUUUAUUUUGUUGAUUCUGAAGAUCCUACGGUGCACACCCAAAAUAUUGAAAAUUACCGGCUUCAUGCCAAAAAGCGUAUAAAAGCAUAA
Messenger RNA from Vairimorpha ceranae, 171 nucleotides. RefSeq lists its product as hypothetical. The record is from RefSeq and is a predicted model, not a curated record. Lineage: Eukaryota; Fungi; Microsporidia; Nosematidae. The coding region runs from base 1 to 171 and encodes 56 amino acids. The transcript has a single exon.